Wickerhamiella sorbophila is the source of this 660-nucleotide messenger RNA. Its product is annotated as Kynurenine formamidase. The record is from RefSeq and is a predicted model, not a curated record. Lineage: Eukaryota; Fungi; Ascomycota; Dipodascomycetes; Dipodascales; Trichomonascaceae. Gene Ontology annotation, molecular function: hydrolase activity. Bases 1 to 660 code for a protein of 219 amino acids. The transcript has a single exon.
AUGACUCAGUACGGAUCACAUCCACGACAACGGCUUUGGGUACGGCCAGGCAGCAAACGUGGUGGCAAUUGGUUGAUUGUUAUUCAUGGCGGUGCCUGGCGCGAUCCAAAGCAGUCUGAGAAGAGCGGACAAUUCUGUGCCAAUAGUCUGGCGGCGCUAUUUGAAGGGGUUGCAAGCGUGACUUAUCGGCUGGCCCCCGAAUACAAGUUCCCAACCCAGCCAGAGGACGUUCGGGACGCCAUUGACUACUUGCACAAAGAGUAUGCAUUUGAAAAGAUAGUUUUAGCCGGUCACUCGGCCGGAGCUUACAUUUCAGGCGAGAUCACUGCUUGGGAUUGGUGUCCAGUUCCAGUGGCCCUUGUGGUCGGCAUUGAGGGCAUUUACAAUCUUCUGGAUUUACUCAAGGAAUACCCUGAUUACACGGACAUGAUUGCUGAUUGCUUUGGCCAUGCGCAUGAGACUAUGGUGAGGGCUGAUCCAGACUGGAGCUCGGUUCCACUGUGUGCGGUUCACAGCGUUGAAGACGAGCUUUUAACUCUGCGACAGCCCGAAUUGGUUAGCUCCGAGAUUAUAAAACUGCCGCACGGAAAACAUGACGAGGUCUUUGAGACAAUUGACUUGCUGCCUCGCGUCAGAGAGCGAAUUCUCAGUGCACUGUAA